AUGUUUCGAUUGACACGCGGACUCCGAGCAGCGGCAGAGGCGGGCUCGUGGUCGCAGACGCUGCACCUGCCCAAGUCGACCUUUCCCGCCAGACCAUCCACCGAAGAACUUCUCAAAUACCGAAAACGAUGCGCCGACGACUUUUAUGCCUGGCAAAGGGACCACACACCGGCCGAGAACGAGAAGGGCGAACGCAACACUUUCAUCCUCCACGACGGCCCUCCAUACGCGAACGGCCCCGUGCACGUCGGACACGCCCUGAACAAGAUCAACAAGGACAUCAUCUUGAGAACAUACUCGAAGAGAGGCUUCAGGGUGCAAUACAGACCAGGAUGGGACUGCCAUGGCUUGCCCAUUGAGCUGAAGGCUCUGCAAGCCCACCAACAAUCAAGUCUGAACGAGGAAUCAAAGAGCCUGGUCCAUGACCCCAAGAAGGAAGCCAGCGUUGCUCAUGGUGCUGGUCUCAGCCCAUUGGCCAUCCGUGAGGCUGCAAAACAACUGGCGACAAAGACCAUCUCGGAGCAGAUGGACGCCUUCCGAUCAUGGGGAGUCAUGGGCGACUGGGACAGGCCCUACAAGACCAUGGACGCCGACUUCGAAAUCAAGCAGCUGCAAGUCUUCAAAGACAUGGUCGCANNAAAGGUGAGGUCCGUCCCUACCACCUCUGACAACUCAUAG
This is a messenger RNA of Aureobasidium uvarum, 678 nucleotides long. Lineage: Eukaryota; Fungi; Ascomycota; Dothideomycetes; Dothideales; Saccotheciaceae. The record is from the annotation of a GenBank genome assembly.